Fusarium mangiferae is the source of this 5745-nucleotide messenger RNA. RefSeq lists its product as uncharacterized. The transcript is spliced from 2 exons. The coding region runs from base 1 to 5745 and encodes 1914 amino acids. The record is from RefSeq and is a predicted model, not a curated record. Lineage: Eukaryota; Fungi; Ascomycota; Sordariomycetes; Hypocreales; Nectriaceae.
AUGCCGCAAAGCACACAGCCCAAGCCACAAGCCUUGGCUUUAGUCGCUUCCAUGUUCAGUGGAAAUGAUGAGCUAGUGACCAAAGUCCAAACUGCCAUCGCAACACACGAUAAUGUCAUUUCUGCUAUUGAAGCCGUUGUUGGGCAAGGUGGUUUAAGCCUAGACCAUGUCAAGUCACUUCAGUGGAUGAGAGAGAUAUUCCAUGCAACCCAAGAGGAUGAGAAGCUUGCGUGCUACCUGCUACAGAAAGUUCCUGGACCGGAGAAUCUCAGCAAGGUUGCACUCGAAUACUACCAUAAAGAAGAUUUACCCUCAAACGACAAAGAAAGUGUUGCGCGAUUCAGGUCCCAUCUGAUGCUUGAAGAACCUCUGGCUGUUCUCUUGGCUUCUGUGAGGGCAAAUGAGUUCCAGCUUAAACCAGAAGAGAACAGUACCAUCGGUUUUGCGUUAGAAUGGGUUGUUAAGAAUAACGUAUCCAUCGCGUCUGAUGCGUUUCGAAACAAGAUCAACUCCAAAGGCUUCUUUGACUCAAUAAAGGAAAGCCGAGAUGUCGACAUCGAGGCGGUCCUCAGCAGGAUCAUGACACUCCAAAGGUUGCAGUACCUGGUUACAGAACCACGACAGAUCAAACCUCUUCUGGACCACAACUUCACAUCUGCUCAAGAUAUUGCUUCCACGAGCAGAAAGGCGUUCGUCAGAACGAUGACCGCUAAGAACCUCCUAGAUCGAGAAGUUGCACUCAAGAUCCACGACCAUGCGGUUGUAGUAGCUUGUCGGAGUCAAGAGACCUGGGUUAAUCUGCUCUCCAUGAUUAACGAAGACUUCAUGGCCACCGAAAAAGCAAUCGCAGAUGUCGGGGCAGAAGAAAUCACUAGGCCAGCACUCCCGGAUGAAGAUCUUUCCACGACCCCUAACGCAAAGGGUACCAAGGAUUUCAACAUGACAAGUAUCUUUGACCUCCAGAAUACCCCAUGCGAAGAGUGUUGCUCUGUUGUUAGCGCGUCGGCAUAUUUUGUUGAUCUGCUCAAGUUCCUGGAAAAUAGCCGCUGCAGUACUGUUGUAAAAGGAGCUGACAAUGUGCUUCAAGCAUUGGCCCUGAGACGUCCGGAUCUACAAUAUCUACAGCUCUCCUGCGCUAAUAGCAAGAACAUGGUCUCAUACAUUACAAUUGUUAAUGAGAUUCUGGCUUCUUAUAUCGCUAGUGAGGGAGGAACCGUCAGUGUUGUCGAUGAGGAGGAAACCUCGGUACCUCAGGGCUGUGUCAAAGAAGAGCAGGAUCGAGUGGCAAACGCGUGCGAAAAGAAGAUUGCCGAAGCCAUGUUUCCUUUGAACCGAUUUCCCUAUAGGUUGGGUGAAGACUCGGUCAGAGUCUACCUUUCUUCGAUGGGAAUCGAGCCUGCGGACGUGCGUGCAAACUUCAAGUCAACUAGCUUCAUGCUGAAGCAGCUAAUGAACUUCGUUCCAAGUGACUCAAAGUCACGAAGAGAGCUAGAAAAGGAAGCAGAGGCUGUAUGGCACCGAUUCGAUGUUGCCGAGACCUUGCAUAUGUUACCUCACGAUUUUGCUGCUGUCUGCAAAGAGACCAUCUUCACAGACACGUUCUUGGACCUUCUUGUCGGCCUUUCUCCAGAGCACUUGGUUAAAGAGGUACUGGCACGAGAUAGGUCGAUUCCCUCGGUCAACGAAUGUUGGGGCUAUGGAACUGUUGACGAGAUGCUUGACACUUCCGAGAGCAACCAAACAGGGCUGGGUUUUAUACGAGAUCAACUUCUCCCACGCUCAGGACUGUCACUUGAGGAGCUGCUCGAGCUCUUGAACACUACUUUCUUUGGCAGAAAACUUGUGAUCGUCAAUAACAGAGGCUCAAAGGUAUUCGACGGGCAGCUCUCAGAAAUGCGACUCCAACUCCUUGAAAACAGCGCGAGUUCCGAGGAGGGAGGUUCCUCUGGAGAGUCUCCCAUCCGAAGUCUAACACAGGAGAUAUGCCAUGAACUGCAAGGUUUUAUUCGACUUAGAAAUAAGCUAGGAUGGACCAUUGCAGAGCUUGACGUCGUUAUUUCAACCGUCACUCAGAACCACGUUGCCAACAGUGCUAUUACAUCGGUCGAGGCGUUCAGAGGCAUUACCCUAGCAGUCCUCGAAGACAUCGCGCGAAUCGCAAAGUUAAGCAAACUGACGCAGGCACCCGUGGUGUCUCUUCUCCCAAUUUGGGCGCAGAUUAGCACCCACGGCGAUAAGUCCUUAUACAGAAAGGCGUUCCUUGAACCAAUGAGAUAUCUUAGUAACGAUCCAGUUUUCAGGCCCGACUCUGACGGCAAAUAUCUGAGAGACAAGGGAGCCAUUGAACUCUACAUGGCGCCUCUCACAAUGACUUUGAAGACAACAUCGGAGGAUUUGAAUAUCCUCUUAGCCAUUGCUGAGCUGAACCUUUCCUCACCGCUUGAUUUGGAAACAUUGUCCAAGAUGUACCGCCAUGCACUGAUGUGUCGACUACUUGGAGUGCGACCAAAGGAUUACGACAUGGUUCUUUCAGUCUUCCCUGACCGAAAUAUCUUUAUUGACCCCAAAACAACCCUGGAGAGUAUUUCUCUUUGGAAAGGUUUGACCGAUAACGGGUGGUCGACCAACGACAUUAUGAUGCUUGUUGGCAAGACUGAACGCACCGGCGCUCCAUUAUCUGAUCACGCCCUUCAGUUCACUUCGUCUAUCAUGGAGAAGAUCAGUGCUAGUAGAGACACAUGGGACCCUCGUAUCCAAAACAAAACGGUUACAUCGCGAGAUGUUAUGGAUCUUUGCGGCCAGAUGUUCGACGCUGCAACUUCCAAGAGCUUGGCACAGAUAGUUGAAGGUGAUUUUGUGGUCACCAAGAGUAUUCAAUUGAAGACUUUGGGAUCGUUUCCCUCCUUCAAUGGCCUCCCUUCGAAGGUGGCCAUUGACAUCAACGGAAAGGGCACCAAGACCCAGACAGCUGUUGUAGCCCUAAAAGGAAUACUGACGGGGGAGGAGAAAGAGGAAAGCAUAAAAGAAAUCGAGAAUUGUGCAGUCCUUGCCGACGCCGUCAAAGAACUUGAUAGCAUGUCGAAAAUUCCUUUCAAGGCUCUACUGUCCAGAUUCUCGGAUGAAGCGACCGCAAAGCAGAAACAGGAGAUGGUCGACUUGAUGUGUUCUGACCUGGAAUUUACUACCACGAACUCCGCAACCGUGUCCGACGAGUCAGUUUGCACCAUCUCAGAUGGAGAGAAAUCGCCUGAAGUCGAAAGAGAGAAGAUCUUACGCAAAAGGCGACUGGAAUUUGUCGAGCUUAUGUUGCCCGUAUUGCGAUCGCAAAGUUUGGUCGACCUCGCUACUAGAAGUAUCGUUGAGAAGCUAGAUGGCGUUGAUCACACCCUUAUCCCCAUGCUCUUAAGCAAAGAGAUGGCUUCAGAAAAGAAUAAGUCAGCUUCCCAUAUCUUAGAAUCCAUUCGGGGCUUCUCUGUGGAUAAGCCCCCAAGCACCCAAGGCUACUUUCUACCGACCGCUACAGGAGAGUACACGUUCACUUUGCGGCCAACACAACCUGACACUGCCGAAGAUACAUACCUUAACAUCAAUGGCGCCAAGGUCACUAUCAAGGAAUCCAGUACAGAGUGGUGUUCCGAUCCCAUCCUUAUGACAACCGGACAAACCUACCUUCUUGUGUCGUCUGUUCGGCCCAUGGACAUUACCUGGGCCACUAAACAGACGGUGCCAGCAACCUUCAGUGAUACUACAUUCAUUGUGCAAGAAAGCGUCCAGAAGGCUGACUUGGUAUUGAAGGAGAUUGGUCGAUCGGCCUCGUUGUUCCGCAAGCUGGAGUUGAGCUUGGAAGAGGUCAAAUACCUGACCACUCCCAACGGGCUUAUAUCAGUUGAUUUGAACUCACUGAGUAUUGGAGAUAUUGCAAAGCUACAGAGCUAUCGACAGCUAAGAGACAAGAUUGCCAAAGAGAAGGAUUCUCUAGUCACUUUGUUUGCGUGGCUGGAGAACCCUGACAGCUCUUCAACCUUGGCUUCCCACAUUAUAGGUGCUACGACAUGGCCUGAAGCACAGCUCUCGACUUUGAUCAAUGCCAAAUAUGACUAUGAUGGAGCCGCGACGGCGGAUAUCAUCAGAACUGUCGCUAGCCUCGACGAAUUGCUAUCCAUCCAAGCUAUCAUGGAGGUCUCUGGCAACCUGAGGCCCAAUUCGAGUCAAGACAGCGAGCACCCAAUCACGAAUCUCUUCAUAUUCGCAACUCCCGCACUUCCUACUACGAACAAGGAUUUGGCGGUCGCGAAUGAACUGCGACUCAUGCUUGGUAAACGACAACUCAAGUCAUGUACAGCACAGCUACGCGAAACGCAGCGGACAGUCUUUAUCGAUUAUUUGCUACAGCAACCAUAUAUCAAGAAUGCCAAGAUCUCGGAUGCGGCCGGCCUCUUUGAUCUGUUGUUGAUCGACGUCGAGAUGGGCUCGCAGUUUGAGAUCACUAGAAUGAAACAGGCCAUCUCGACCGUUCAGCUAUAUGUACAGCGAUGUCUCCUAGGCAUGGAGAUCGAAGCCGGUGUGCAGCCAAGUGACAUAGACCAGGUCAAGUGGACGUGGAUGCACAAGCACAACGUUUGGACAGCUACAAGAAAGGCAUUCUUGUACCCAGAGAAUUGGAUUGAUCCAACUUUGCGUGACGACAAGACUGCUCUGUUUGGCGACUACGAGACAACCAUCAUGCAGAAGGAUUUGAGCUGGGAUACGUUCUCUCAGGCUAUCCGUACGUACGUGAAAGGUCUGUCUGAGAUUGCAGAUCUGGACAUCCAAGCAUAUCUACGACAUCACCCCACUGGGGGUUUGGAGACGUACCAUUUCUUUGGCAAAACACGCAGCGCACCAUAUCGCUUCUACUACCGUAGCAUGAGGCUUACACAGCCAAGUGAUGUAGCGAUGUGGACACCAUGGACUUUGAUGGACAUUGGUUCUGUCACGUACGAGGCAGAUUGGAAUGGCUCGAGCGUUACCAACUCCGGGGCUUACCUCAUUCCCGUCAUGCGUGGCAAUCGUCUGACCGUCUAUGUUCCAGAAAUAAUGGUCAAAAUCCUGACUCCCAAGACCCCAAUGGGAAAAAGUGAAUCCCCCAUGACGUUUUCAGAAGCUGCGGGUAAUUCAUUGAAUACGACAAAGUCACCGAGUAACUGGGAGAUACGAAUGGCAUGGACUGAGCUACUUAACGGUGAAUGGACACCCAAGCGUGUUUCACAACCAGUGCUGAAUGUAGAAUGGGUUGACAAAUUUAACAAAGAAAAGCUGCCCUUCAUCUCACGCUUUACCUUUUGGGCUAACACGACUGGCCCGGUUGGGGAGAUAGUCACCAUCAACGUGGGAUGCUGGCGAAACGAAAAGCUCAAUGGGGAGAAUGCAGAAGAAACUAAAAGGGCCAAUCAUUCAUUCAUUGGGUCCUUUCAGAUGAGCGACGACCGCGCAUCGGUUACGACCGCCGCAGACCAAUCCAGUUCUCAAAUGAGCACCCUCGAGACAGUGUUUCACAAGCACACAUGGGAGCAAAACUGGGAAACGAGAAAGACUUUCGACGACGACCAGGUCGAAACUCCUGGGCAAGAUGUUGCUUUAUUUGAAGGAAAAGAGGCAACUCCUCCAUUACUAGCUGUUCCAGUCCCAACCUCUUCCAGAACCCUUGUGUGGACUAUGUCAUAUGAUGGAAAUGACAAACUGGGCUUGGCUGGUGGCCAGGUAUAG